This is a messenger RNA of Loa loa (African eye worm), 501 nucleotides long. RefSeq lists its product as hypothetical. The transcript has 4 exons. NCBI's taxonomy places the organism in Eukaryota, Metazoa, Nematoda, Chromadorea, Rhabditida, Onchocercidae. Bases 1 to 501 code for a protein of 166 amino acids. The record is from RefSeq and is a predicted model, not a curated record.
AUGUCUUUCAUGCCAUCAGGAAAUGUUCAACCGCCAAAGCCUGGGCAAUAUCCAAAAUCGCUCGAUUCCAAUCCACACAAGAGCCCUUUACCGCCCCAGUCAGUCUCACCAACAGUAUCAACUACGAUAACUGAUAAGAUUGCAAAGGAAAUUGAGCUAUUGCCUGCUUCCACAGCAAAAACACCGUCUCAAAAAACAAAAAAGGAUGAAAAGCUCUCAACUGAGAAACAUUCUCAACAAACCGGUGAAGUUGAAGUAGAAGAUGACGAAGAACCUCAGAUUCGUCAACGCGAGACUGAUAUUUCCGUUUCUAACGAAAAACAGUUGGAUGAAUGGAAAGAAAGAAAAUCUAAAGAAAAACGGAAAUCCAAAACGGCGGAGAAGAGAAAGAGUGAAAAAUCUGCUGAUCAAAAAUAUCCUCAGACAACAUCAACGCCAAUAGUACGAUUUAGUAAUAUAAACUUAAGCUAUGUCAUCAAUCUAAAGAUGGAUCUUGCAUAA